GAAAAAAGGGCGCCACUGGAGCAGCGUGGGGAGAAGCGUACAAACGGAAAAGAUACAGAAGUACAAAUAUACGAGUGAAUUACAACAAAUUGGCGACGAGGAAGUACGAAAAUCACGUUAUUAUACCUAAGCAAACUAAGCUUGUGUUGUUUUCAUGGAUCCGGCGUCAAAGAAGACCGAAAUUCCUGCUGCUUCUGUCACCACACGGGCUGCUGCUAAAUCUGCCAGUACCGGAACACCUACGGCCGAUUCUUCUUCAAACCUUCCUACUGGCGUCCUUGCUACGGACAAUUCUGCUACUGCUAAGCCUAUUUCUUCGAACACUUCUACUAGAGGCCCUGUUACGGCCCAUUCUGCUGCGGUAAAACCAAAGGCAUCCAGUUCUACUACAUCCAGCACAUCGGUGCCCGGCUCAAGUGUGGGUGAAGGUACCGCUCUGUCUGUUUCGGUCCGGGGGAUAACUACUGCUGUUACGAAUAUGUCUACAAUGUUCUCAUUUGAGCCGUUUGAUCCAACAAACUGCAAAUUUCAGAGAUGGUUGGAAAGGUUGCAAAUUGCCUUCAAAAUCCAUCGAGUUUCCGAAGAAGACAAACGUGAUUACCUUCUCCAUUAUAUGGGUGGUGCUACUUAUGACGUGUUGUGCAACAAGUUAAAGAAUGCAGAACCGCAAACUAAAACGUUCCAGGAAAUUGUUUCCAUUCUUCAAGAGCAUUUCAACCCAAAUCCUUUAGAAAUUUUGGAAAAUUUCAAGUUUGCAAAUCGGAAGCAAGCUGAAAACGAAACACUGUCUACGUAUCUAAUGGAAUUGGAGAAGCUAGCACAAACAUGCAAUUUUGGGGAUUACCUCGACAAAGCCUUGAGAAACCAAUUUGUAUUCGGACUCCAAAACCGUGCGAUCCAAUCGCGGUUGCUCGAGGUGCGCGACUUAACAUUGGCUAAAGCGAAGGACAUAGCUUUUAGUAUGGAAAUGUCAAAUCGAGGCGCAGACGAAAUACACGGCGCCGGUGCAGCGUAUCCAGUUCAGCACAUCAGCACCACGAGCAAGAAGAAGAGCAAGCCAACAACGGUUCAAAGGAAAACAGCUUGCUAUCGGUGUGGAAACGAAGAGCAUUUUGCGGAUAAGUGUCGACACCGGAAUGCAAUUUGCAACUACUGCAAGAAAAUGGGACACUUGGAUAAAGUGUGUCGUACAAAACUACAACGAGCAGGAGUACACACACUGGAGUACGAGCCUGAUCUUCCUGCCUGUGACGAUGACGUUGUGGAUGUGCUCAACCUGAGAGCAGUGCAAAAUCUGGCGGGUCAAUAGUACAAGCGCAACCAUCCAACCCUCCACCAAUGAGUUUUCCAUCAGAGGCUCCAUGUUCAGCGGAAAUACCACCGGAAGCAAAACUGCGGCGACCAGCAAGGAGUAUCAAAACACCACAAAGGCUACUACUGUAAAUAACUAUUUCGGAGGGAAGAGCUGUCAUAACCAUCGAAAUGUCAACAUCACCAAAUGGACCAACCUGGUAGCGGUUGGCUGACAGCGGCUGUCAACAGGGGGAACGGG
Molecule: messenger RNA, 1552 nt
Organism: Anopheles merus
Lineage: Eukaryota; Metazoa; Arthropoda; Insecta; Diptera; Culicidae
Exons: 2
Coding region: 155-1309 (384 amino acids)
Molecular function (GO): nucleic acid binding; zinc ion binding
Source: RefSeq, a predicted model, not a curated record